GCUAGGUGCGCUGGGGCCGAGCCGGGUGCCGAUCUGCUGGGGUCCGCAGGUCCCAGCGCCCCCGAGGGAAGAGGCCCCAGAGGAGAGUGCCCACCUCACUUUACCUCGCAGCGUUGCCAGCGAGCGCGUCGGCCUCAGCCAACUCCCGGCAGCGCCCCAGGCCGUUCUGCCCCGCGAGGGAAACGGAGCCGUUGACCAUGGUUGCAACUGGCAGUUUGAGCAGUAAGAACCUGGGCAGCAUUUCAGAGUUCCUGGACCAUGGCUUCUACCCGGGGAGCCUGCUAAAUGAUUUUGACUACUGGGAUUAUGUUGUUCCUGAACCCAACCUCAGUGAGGUGGUAUUUGAGGAGACAACUUGCCAGAGUUUGGUUAAAAUGCUGGAGAACUGUCUGUCCAAAUCCAAGCAAACCAAGCUCGGUUGCUUGAAAGUGCUUGUCCCUGAGAAACUGACCCAGAGGAUUGCUCAGGACGUCCUUCUCCUCUCCUCCACGGAGCCCUGCGGCCUGCGGGGCUGUGUCAUGCACGUGAACAUGGAAGUUGAAAAUGUAUGUAUAAAGCUGGAUAGGAUUGUGUGUGACUCUAGUGUGGUGCCCACUUUCGAGCUCACACUCGUGUUUAAGCAGAACUGCUCGUGGACCAGCCUCAGGGACUUUUUCUUUAGUCGAAGUCGCUUCUCAUCCAGCCUCAGACAAACUCUGAUCCUGAGCUCAGGAUUUCGACUUGUUAAGAAAAAGCUUUACUUCUUGAUUGGAACAACAGUCAUUGAAGAGUGCUAAAAAGGAAACAUUGAAAACGGUUCUUUUCAUGAUUGGGUAACAAAACUCUGCAGCUGCUCAGUUACAGUCAUUGUAGUUUGCCCUGCCUGCUCUCAACAAGAAACCCCAAAUCAAGUUCAUCUUCUGUAUUUCAGAGUCACAGCAAUGCCAGCUAAAGGGCUUAUUUGGUGGCUUUUGAGAAAUGAUUCCAGCGUCUGCAUUGUAUCGCUUUCCUUUUUUUAUUUACAAAGUGGAAUGGAAUGGAAUAAGGAAGGAAUAGAAGCAAUCCACUUUAGAUUUGUAUUUGACUACAGAGGGUUUUCCAUGUAGUCUUGCUAAUAGACCAUUAAACCGAUGUCGUUUAGUUUUA
Messenger RNA from Molossus molossus (Pallas's mastiff bat), 1125 nucleotides. It is a transcript of the gene DDIT4L, whose product is annotated as DNA damage inducible transcript 4 like. Gene Ontology annotation, biological process: negative regulation of signal transduction. Bases 198 to 776 code for a protein of 192 amino acids. NCBI's taxonomy places the organism in Eukaryota, Metazoa, Chordata, Mammalia, Chiroptera, Molossidae. The transcript is spliced from 3 exons. Gene Ontology annotation, cellular component: cytoplasm. The record is from RefSeq and is a predicted model, not a curated record.